AUCGCUGCGUCUGCCGGCCACAUAUUGGGGUUUUUUGCUAAAAAUAGAACUAGAUUUUUAUAUUAUCUUCGUCCUUCUCUACAUUAGAACAAUGAUUCUGUGUACUGUGUUUGUGACUUGUGUCUGAUAAAUGAUAGUUUAAUAGUUGGUACUCGGAUUAAAGUUGAUAUUAUUUUUCUUGAUUUAUAGCGGUGUCAGUGUGGUGACAGUUUUUUACCGAACGUACGAAUGUUUAGUUUAAACAUUUAUUAAUCUUGUUCAUCAUGGAUUUAUAUUUUACGCGCUUGUUGUUUUCCUCGCUUGGUGGUAGUUACCUUACUUUGUCAUGUCGAAGAAAAUCGAUCUUUUUAACAUUUUUUUAAAUGAAACCACAGAAAUCAAGUAUUGUUAGUCCACAUGGCAAGUCACAAUUUGUUUAUUAAUAAAAUAAUAAUUUAUCAGUUAGGUAAGAGUUAAAAGUUUUGAUUUGCAAUACUAUCCCUUAAAGAUGCUUCUAGUUUAAAUAGUACAAUAUUUAACAUAGUUACCAAACCGGUAGAACAUUCAUAUGAACUAAGUUCGAUGGGUCCUAAAGAUUUAGGAAACAUAGAAACUGGACCAUUUUAGCCAAAACUUCAAACGUAUCCAAAAAAGUGUUAUGGUUCCCAAAAUCAUGGGUUUUCUACAUCAUACUUUGCUGAAUUUAAUUGGCUGGAAUAUAACAUAGAAACUGACUCAGUUUAUUGUUUUCCUUGUUGGAUUUUUGGUACUAAACCUUCAGAAGAAACAUUUACCUCAAAAGGGUUUAAUAACUGGAAAAAACUUAGUGGGUCUAAAGGUAUUGUCAAAGGUUCAGAAUCAAAAUUGCAACUGUAUUAAAGGAUUUUCAUGUUACAACUACCACUGGUGCAGAUGAUGGAUGUAUUCAAUAUGAGGAUAAUGCCAAAGAAUAUUGGAAAAACAUGCUUUUUAUCCAGUGGUUAAUAGUAUUAUAGUUAACAUGAAACACAAAUUUUUACCAGAAAGUCUAAAACUGGCCAUAUCAAUUGAUAACUUCAUUAAUCUAGACUAUAAACUAGGUGAAAUGUUUGUAAACCAGUAUAAGGCUUUAUUAAAUAUUAAUAAAACUGACUUAAAAUCAGAAAUGUUGGUUGCAAAAAAUUGUUACGACAAUCAAUUGGAAAACAUUAACAAUCAGGAACAUUUAAAGCAGCUGAAGAGUAUUGUUGAAAAAUCUGUUUUCCAAAUUAUACAAAAUGCUACAUUUAACGCUUGCAUUUCCAUCAAGUUCUGCAUGAUGUAAAAGAACAUUCUCAGCAAUGUGUCGAAUAAACACCUACAUAAGGUCGAUUAUGUUACCAAAUCGAUUUUCCAAGUUAGCAAUCAUAGCAAUUAAAAGCAAAAAAAAUUUAAUUGAUUUGUCAAACAUUCUAAACAAAAAAGACAUUUUAAAUAAAUUCACCAAUACUGAACGGAAGGCUUAAGC
Messenger RNA from Sipha flava (yellow sugarcane aphid), 1465 nucleotides. RefSeq lists its product as uncharacterized. The transcript has 4 exons. NCBI's taxonomy places the organism in Eukaryota, Metazoa, Arthropoda, Insecta, Hemiptera, Aphididae. The coding region runs from base 980 to 1282 and encodes 100 amino acids. The record is from RefSeq and is a predicted model, not a curated record.